This is a messenger RNA of Coturnix japonica (Japanese quail), 2133 nucleotides long. It is a transcript of the gene ACVRL1, whose product is annotated as activin A receptor like type 1. Gene Ontology annotation, biological process: cellular response to growth factor stimulus; angiogenesis; heart development. Gene Ontology annotation, cellular component: plasma membrane; BMP receptor complex. NCBI's taxonomy places the organism in Eukaryota, Metazoa, Chordata, Aves, Galliformes, Phasianidae. Gene Ontology annotation, molecular function: ATP binding; transmembrane receptor protein serine/threonine kinase activity. The record is from RefSeq and is a predicted model, not a curated record.
CCCCACAGAUCCCCCUUUAAGGCUCCAUUCAGCUGGGAAAUUUGGGAUGAAUCAAGGCUGGAAAAGGGCCGGAAUGGGAUGAGGACACAGAGCAGGAUGGGGCCGAUGAGUGGGAGGAAGGGAGGCAGAGCGGGGCCGUGUGCUCAGCAAUAGGAAAUGCUUUAUGAGCGGGGAGCGGUGGAGCAGAGCCAGGCAGGAAGAGGCAGCGAGGAGGAACAGUUUUUGGUGACUUCUCCCACAUCCCGAGCACAGAACGCUCCGCAUUGGGGCUGAGCUGUGUUAAGGGUUGGGGGGCUCAAUAGUGGCCCUAUGAGGAUCUGUGGGGUGUGGGGUAACGUGGCCGGUGUCCCCGGCUGAGAGCGGCGUUGGGACGUGGGAUCCGGAGCUGGGAAUCGCCCCCAGAUGUUAUAGGAAAAUGCCCCCCAGAGCCCGUGGUGGGGCCGUGCUGGUGCUGCUGAGCCUCUCGUUGGCCAUCGCUGCCGAUGAGCUGCAAUGUGCAUGCGACAUGCCAUACUGCCCCACACCCACCUGCACCGGCAAGGUGUGCUUCGUCAGCAAGAGGAGGGAGGCAGGGAGGGUGACCCAGCACAAGGGCUGCUUCUCAGAGCACCUGCUGGAGAACUGCAAGCCCUACGUGAUGGAGCACUUCGGCGUCCGCUGCUGCAAUGCCAGCAUGUGCAAUGCUGAGCUGGAGAUCUACCUGAGAGGAGAAGAAGCCCUGGGACAGUCCCCUUCCCUCUCCAACCUCCUCCUGCUGAUCUUCGUCCCGCUGCUGACGCUCCUCAUCCUCGUGGCUCUCACCAUCCUCUUCCUCUGGAAGCUGGCCCAGCAUCGCCGCAAGAGGCUGCUCCUCUUCAAGCACAGCGACCUGGGGGACACGGACUUGAUGCUGAAGGCAUCCAUGGUGGGAGACAGCACGCUGGAGGAUUUGCUGAAUGAUGACUGCACCACGGGCAGCGGCUCAGGGCUGCCCUUCCUUGUCCAGCGCACGGUGGCCCGGCAGAUCACCCUCGUGGAGUGUGUGGGUAAAGGGCGUUAUGGCGAGGUGUGGCGAGGUGUGUGGCAAGGGGAGAACGUAGCCGUCAAGAUCUUCUCAUCCCGGGAUGAGCAGUCGUGGUUCCGUGAGACCGAGAUCUACAACACGGUGCUGCUGCGGCACGACAACAUCCUGGGCUUCAUCGCCUCCGAUAUGACCUCGAGGAACUCCAGCACCCAGCUGUGGUUAAUUACUCACUACCACGAGAAGGGGUCUCUCUACGACUACCUGCAGAGGACAACCCUGGAUGUGGAGACCUGCCUGGGGUUGGCAGCCUCCAUCAUCUGUGGCCUCGUCCACCUCCACGUGGAGAUCUUUGGCACACAGGGCAAACCCGCUAUCGCUCACCGUGACCUGAAGAGCAGGAACAUCCUGGUCAAAAGCAACCGUCAGUGCUGCAUCGCCGACCUGGGCCUGGCCGUCAUGCACUCCCAGGGCAGCGACUACCUGGACAUUGGCCACAACCCUCGCGUUGGCACCAAACGUUACAUGGCGCCGGAGGUUCUGAGCGAGCAGAUCCGCACCGACUGCUUCGAGUCCUAUAAGAAGACAGAUAUCUGGGCUUAUGGCUUGGUGCUAUGGGAGAUCACCCGGCGCACCGCAGUCAAUGGCAUCGUGGAGGAGUACCGGCCGCCCUUCUUCGAUGCGGUGCCCAGUGAUCCCAGCUUCGAGGACAUGAAGAAGGUGGUUUGCAUUGAGCAGAGAACCCCCACCGUGCCCAACCGCCUCUUCUCAGACCCGGUUCUUCGUGCUCUGCCGGGACUGAUGAAGGAGUGCUGGUAUCAGAGCCCAGCAGCACGACUCACAGCUCUGCGCAUCAAGAAAUCCUUGCAGAAGCUGCAGCAAAACCUGCACCAACCCAAAGAGGAGCAGUGAGCCCCAAAGUGGGGGGAGGAAAGUGGAGGGGGGGGGGGAGAGAAAUGCAACAGCAAAAAGAAGCAAAAAACAAAAAGCAAAUCAAAAGCAAAGCAGCAUUUUCCUGCUGUGGUCGCUGCAUCCCUUUGCACCCACAGCCCACGUUGGUUGUGGGGCAGCUCAUCUUAUUUAAUGACCCAAAUGUAAUAUAUUGAAUAAAGCACAGCGCUGUCGUGGCACUA